AUGUCAUUUAAGAUCGUUGCUCCAGAUGACCUCAAAGAUGUCAUCGGUUCCGUUGUAUCUCCGACUAUUAGUGAUGAUAUUCUACCACCUGUUCUUGAUAAUUAUGAUAAUGUGCCAGCGCAUUAUCUUUCAAUUAGAAAACAUAAUUUGAAACCACUUACAGUUGGCAGUAAUGCUUGGCUAUCCCAUAUGAAAGAAAUUUAUGACAUUUAUGUCGAGGAUAUGAAAUAUGAACAAGGCAAGACUGAUGCUGGGCUUCGAUGGGAUACUACUUCUGAAAAAGGUAUCUAUCAAGAGGGUCUUUGUAAUAUGUUGAUGGAAUACACUACCGCUCGUCACGAUUAUGAGUUAAAAUUACUAGAAGUCUCAUCUAAUACACAGACCGUGCCUGUAUCACUCAAGAAAAGCGAACAACGCAAAAGAGAAAAAGAAUUACAAAAGAAAAUUCUAAAAGAUAACGAAAUCUUAGAACGUUUACGUGAUCGAGUAGAUGCUAUAGAUCACGCUAUAUAUACUGAAUAUCAUCAGGAAGAAGUAGGUUUGAAAUUUGAGCCUUGUGCCAUCAUGAACGAUAGACCGCUUGUAUGA
Molecule: messenger RNA, 588 nt
Organism: Rhizophagus irregularis DAOM 181602=DAOM 197198
Lineage: Eukaryota; Fungi; Glomeromycota; Glomeromycetes; Glomerales; Glomeraceae
Source: RefSeq, a predicted model, not a curated record